AACUUCUCCAUGGGGGUUGGCGCAUGACGUCCGCAGAUGCUUGAUGGACCUGGACUCCUCUCCUGACGGCGUCAAAAGGGUAGUCGAUAUCGAGGCUGCCAUGAAGCGGGCACUGGACAAUGACUAUUUGGUUAACGUUGAUGGGGUCUUCGACGCACUGCACGACAAUACAUCGGAACCACUUGUCCGUGCAGGACUACAUGCUUUGCGGGAUCUUCUCAGGGGCGAGUGGGACGUCAAUCGUGACUAUACCGGCUCCGUGGAUGCCCGCGUCGAACGACCAGCAAAGAAAGCUAGGACUGAACAGACACAACCUCGUACGGAGCGGUGAUUACCUCUGCGUCUCCGCUAGCGCAAUGGGUGCGCGAUCGCGAGAAGAAGGGUGGAGAUGGGGCCAUAUACCUGUGCAUAGGAAUACUAGUUCGAAAUGAGACCGU
Molecule: messenger RNA, 437 nt
Organism: Fomitopsis serialis
Lineage: Eukaryota; Fungi; Basidiomycota; Agaricomycetes; Polyporales; Fomitopsidaceae
Exons: 3
Coding region: 44-331 (95 amino acids)
Source: RefSeq, a predicted model, not a curated record